This is a messenger RNA of Prorocentrum cordatum, 2822 nucleotides long. The record is from the annotation of a GenBank genome assembly. Lineage: Eukaryota; Dinophyceae; Prorocentrales; Prorocentraceae.
GCGCGCAGCCCCCUCAGAGCAAGCAGGUACUUCCGAACACCGAGACCGCCGGCGGUCAGCCCGCUCAACCUGCUGGCCAACAUUCGGAUCUCCCUCAUGCCGUUGCCGCGCCUGGCGCCACCUCCGCUUUGACGCCAGCCGAGCAGGCAAUGCAAGUGCUCUACGACGAGUCGCUCUCCCUGGAAGAGCGGCUGGGCAAGCUGUGCGGCUCGAUGCGCCUCCAGGGCAUGAUGCGGUGCUUCUGCGACGGCGCUGGGAAAAGAACAGUGCCCUGGUUCUACAGGGACUCGUCGGGCAAGUGGCAGCCAACCAUUGUGACUCACCCGCUCAAUGCGCGGCGCCACCAGGCAAUCCAGCGCAAGUACAUGAUAAGCUUCAUGGAUAAGGGCGUCAACAGAGGGGUCGGAGGCGAGCCAUGGUUGGUGUACAGCGAGAACGACUCGUUCCCCCUCUACGCCAUCACAUGGGGCACCCGCUGCAGAGCGUUUUACGACGCAGUCGAGCAGUGCAUGAUCACGAGGAACUCUGACGGCCCCCCAGGCACGUUCAACAACGCGUUCAUCGCAGACGCAUAUCAGAGAGGCCUGCCUGACUGUAUUCUGCUGGGUUGGAAGAUCCCAAUCAACUGCCUGAAAUGGUUGAGAGAUUAUCAUAACCUUUUUCAUGACGGAGCAACGUAUUCAUUCCUUGAGCUCUUGAGAGAGAUCGACGAAAUGGAGAGCGCUUGGGCAGCAUACAAAAAGAAGAUGGGCAUCACCGCGAGGAUGGGAGCUGGGAAGAAGAGUGAGGGCGACGACAGCAAGACGAAAUCAUAUGAGCAGCUCUAUUGGGACUUCAUCAAAAACAAUUACGAUGGGAAGCUUUCAUCAUGGCGGUUCUACGACAUCACGAAGGCGCUGGUCCACCACAUGACGAAGCAGAAUGUGAUGGACCCGUUCAUGACCCUCUGCGACGAGCACCUCGACUGGUUGGAGCCGACCUUGAGUACUGACAUCAUCGUGCCGAUGCUGCAUUCGUGGGCUGUGCUGCUUACGACGUCGCUGUCAACGUACGACUCGUUCACGUUGUUGAAUGACGACGUCGAAUCGCUUAUGGGCGCGCUCAUGAUGGAGGGCUUCAAAUUCUGUGUCCCCUUGCUGGAAACGGGGGGGAUCAGGAAUGCCAAGAACCAGCCCUGGUUCUUCUGCAAAUCCGAGAAGUCGAAGACCGAUUUGAUGCGGCGGAUCAUGGUGGCCAUGACAGACAGUAAGGUCUACAAGGAUACCACUGGGAAAGUUCUCCAGCUCGAUCGGAAGUCGAAGAAGCCGAGGAGGGGGCCCGAUCCAAACCCGCCGCCCCCCGCCGCUGAAGUUCUCCGUCUCGACGUUACUGACAACAAGGGGCAGACGAGGAAAGCCCGUUGGAUAGAUGAUUUGAUGGCGUGCAUCAAAUACGGCUUCGACGUUGCGAGGCAUGACGGGACGUUCUCUGCCGUGCCCGCAGCCGUGCGGCACACGAUUGCGUGCAAGGUGAUUGGCAUCGGGCUCCACUUCUGUUUCGCUGGCAGAGUCACCGUGAACAGCCGCACCUACGACGCCUGGUCGAAGCUCAGGAAGGUGCUCCGUGACAUGAUCAUUCAAUCGCACGUUGUGCACAUCGAGCUCUCCGGGUCCUCAUCGGGCGCGCCUGCAGUGACCGCGGGCGACCCCGCCGACGAAAUCCUGCGCAGAGUAUUGGUCUCCUCGACGGUCGAUGAGAACGCGACGGCGACGGAGGAGAAAAUCACAGAGUUCUUGUCGGACCCCGGCGCUUCCGCAGGCAUGGUUGAUUUCUUCACAGGUUACGGUGCGUCGACUCCAUUAGCUAUGAACCAGGAUUACAUUGCCUUGCAGGCUGCCACCUUCGAAGCCCUCAAGCAGAAGGCGGGGGAUGACUCCACUAUCGGCCUCAACAGUGCCCUGACGGUCAUCAUCAACUGCGUGAACCAGCUAUUCCAUUUCGAAUGGAUGCACUUCUUGGGGUUAGUAUGCGACUGGGUGUCGGCAAGUGGCUCGCUUCCUGCUUGCGUGCUCGAUGUGUUCGCCGCGCCCGAAAUUGUCGAGGCAUUGAUGGGCGCCCGCGCCAAGUACGUCAUCAAUCUUCUGAUCAACUUGUGCUCGACUGCUGCGGGUACUGCGGUGAUUACGCUGACAGUGUUUGAGCCGCUGACGAGAGUGAGUAUGGAAAUUGUAACGCAGCUCUUUCGCAACCAGAGGGUGGAGGAAGAGCUCGUGCUAGUAGACGUCGCGUGCCGUGACUCGCUGGAGCAAUGGGCCACCAUGUGGGAGAAGUGCAUCGUUGCCUUGAGCGGCUACACUGGGGCGACCGCUGGAAUGGGGGCCACGAAGCCGAUCAAGGAGCUUUGCGAGAUGCUCGCUAGCUUGCGACCUGGUGGUGAUGGCGAUGGCGAGGACGGGAGCGCUGAUAACGCUGCUCCUGCUGAAGCUCCAACUCCAGCUGCCGCGACCUCGCAGGAUCCCGUAGCUGCAGCGGCUGCGGCGGCCAACCAGUUAGUUCUGGCGGAUGAGCGUAAUAAGGCUGACAUCGCCAAGCUGAAGCUGAUGCGCUUCGACGACAUCUGGGACCUCCAAGGUGGGAACGCGGUGUCGUUCAUCCGCAUACAGACCCUGGUGGAGGCCAAGAUCUGGGAGACCUGCGGGACCUCUUGCAAGGAGCUCAUCGCCACAGACGUUUCGGAGAAGCCCCACCGCUUGUACGUGCUCCCCGGGGCCGAAGAGAUGGAGUUGGGCUUCGCAGGCCAGGUGACUUCGAUUCCCCCGAAGGCCACGUCCAAACACUUCAAG